CAAAAAAAGAAAAUAUAAACUUACGUUUUCGCAUUUGCAAAUUGCAAUGAUAAUUGUUUUUUUUAAUAUACAUUAACUUAUCAUAGCAAAGGCUCCGUUUGUUGUAUGAUGACUCUAUAUAUGUAACUCCAUAGUAACUCACUGUCUCUUGAUGUGACAAUAAAAAGAAGAGAGUACCUCUCUGUCUUUGUUAUAUAAGAAAACAUCAACUUCUUUGCUCUCUCAACGCAACGCACUAAUCUCUUUCCACCACCAAACGCUAAACGCAACAGCCAAGAUGACUGAGAAGGAAUGUGAACAUCACCACGACGAAGAUGAGAAGAUGAGGAAACGUAUAGGAGCAUUGGUGCUUGGGUUUCUCGCAGCUGUUCUUUUCGUGGUUUUCUUGGUGUGGGCGAUACUUCACCCACACGGACCACGUUUUGUUCUUCAAGACGCAACCAUUUACGCGUUCAACGUUUCUCAGCCUAAUUAUCUCACUUCUAAUCUUCAGGUCACUCUUUCUUCACGAAAUCCUAAUGACAAGAUCGGAAUCUUCUAUGACCGCCUUGACAUCUACGCAUCUUACCGCAACCAACAGGUGACGUUGGCGACGUUAUUGCCGGCGACUUACCAAGGCCACCUUGAUGUGACAAUAUGGUCGCCGUUUCUGUAUGGAACAACUGUACCGGUGGCACCAUAUUUUUCUCCGGCGUUAAGCCAAGAUCUAACGGCGGGGAUGGUGCUUCUGAAUAUCAAGAUCGAUGGUUGGGUUAGAUGGAAAGUGGGAACGUGGGUCUCCGGUAGGUACCGCCUCCACGUCAAUUGUCCAGCUUACAUUACCUUAGCCGGACAUUUUUCUGGUGAUGGUCCAGCCGUGAAGUACCAGCUUGUCCAACGAUGUGCCGUUGAUGUUUAAACAAAGGGAUCAUCAUUAUUCUUUAGAGAGACUAGAGUACUUUUGUUGUGCUUUUAGUGUUAGUUAAGUAAAUUCUUCGAAAUGUUAUUAUUCAUAAUAAUAAUAUAUUGUUUGUCUUUUUUUUCUUAUGAGAUUUAAGUUUAACAUAAUAAUUACUAGGUCCCUCUUUUCCAUUCUUUAAAAUAAAUACCAAG
Molecule: messenger RNA, 1092 nt
Organism: Arabidopsis thaliana (thale cress)
Lineage: Eukaryota; Viridiplantae; Streptophyta; Magnoliopsida; Brassicales; Brassicaceae
Product: Late embryogenesis abundant (LEA) hydroxyproline-rich glycoprotein family
Exons: 2
Coding region: 278-898 (206 amino acids)
Biological process (GO): defense response to other organism
Cellular component (GO): membrane
Source: RefSeq, marked reviewed